GCCGUUGACUGGAUUUGCCCUGAGUCAUCAGGAUGGGUGGGUCUGAGCUUCAGCAGAGCCAGCUUCCAAGCCUUAGCGUCCCACCUGGGGCUAAAGCAGUUUGCAGCCUUUGUCCUGCAGUGGUGGGAAGAGCCCACAGGCUCGGAAUCAGUUCUUGGUUGGGGUCCUGGCUCUGCCACUUGCCAAGAAUGCAAUUUGGGGCAGGGAUGCUUGAGGCCCAAAGCCUAAUUGUGCUCAUUCGUAGAUGAAGAUAAGCCACCUCCCCCUUGCUCUGCAGUGAACACCCCUGCAAACCAUGAAGUGCUCGGCAAAUGCCAGCUCAAAUAGAAGCUGCGAGGCACCUGCAGACUGGCAAGCUGGGGCCAGAGGUGCAAAUUGAAACAGUGAAGCAAAAAUGUGUCUUUUCCCCCCUCUGCCAAAUAACUUGGCAGGAUUUGUAAAAUUAGAAAAGUAGACCAUAGUAGUUUUGGAAUCCUUGACCUCUGACCUUGGGGCAAGUCAUUUCAUGCUCUAGACCUGUUUCCCUAUUUGAAAAAUGGAAGGGGCUGUGCGUCCUCUGGGCCCCUCCAGUCGCAGCGUUCUGUGACAGUGUGGCAUUAGCAGUAAUUCCCAUCUCAGCUGAGAUGAGUCAUACUGACCGAAAAGUCCACAUGUGAGGAGGAAGUCUCUGAGAAUUUUCCUCGUGCUGGAGGAUCUGAGCCUCUGGGGGGAAACGGGGAGGCGUGGGGGGAUUGCUGCCACCAGAGGGGAGACCAAGAAAGCAGAGUGAGUGGAGAUGGGUGGUUUGUGUUCUUCACUCCAAAACCUCCUUUGCUUUCAGAUAGUCAUGUGGACUAGAUGUUUGGAAAAACCUGGCUUACCCCUUGUUUAAGCGGGUGGGAUGUUCAUGCAGUUGUGACUGGCGUACUUAAGUCAGUUGUCACUCCUGUGAGGUCUUUCUGUGCAGUUUAGUGACACUUCCUCUGUGCUGCCUUGGCUCCUACAUGUUUCUCCUUGAGUCUCUAAACUGAGAUCAGAGACUGUCCUCUGUUUAUCUCUGUGUCCCCAGCACCUAGCGCAGUUCCUGGCACCUGAAUGGCAAGCUAUAUGCAUGUAGUAGAUGGGUUGCUGGAUUAAUGAUCCAUUUAGGGUAGUAUGGACACUAAAUCUUGUUAAUCUUGACCACCACCUUUAUUAUAACUAUCACCAUUCUGAAGUGAUCUUUUAGCUAUUAGUAUGAAAUAUUUCAUACUCAAAAAUUUCACACUAAAAAAGAAAUUAAAGACCCCCCCCCUUUGGAAAGUAUUUUAACAGGAUGCACAAAAAAGAAAAAAGUCUAAACGUUUUAGAGUCUUUCUAUAUUACAGUAUAUAAUACAUAUGUAUCUAAAAUUCAUCACUGCCACCACCAGCACAGGCACACAGGUCUUUGGCUACCGGCAAGAAACAGCAGGCCUGGGUGACUGUCCCAAUUCUUAGCUUUUAAAGCUUAACUGUAGGCAGUUAAAUCUGAAAAGGAGCUUUAAGAUAGAAAUAAAUAAUUUCUGUUUACAAAUGCAGGAUCCACAGAGGGUGAAGGAUCACUGAGGAAGUUCAGAAGUGGCAGUAAAGAGCCCCAGUAGUUCCAGUGUGCUAGGGUACUGCCCUCCGUCAUGGGGGCUGCCCUUUAGGAGGAGGGGCAGGAGGGUGAGCAAACAGGGCUGUUUGAGCUCAAGGUAGACAUCUGACGGCCUGGUUAGUCCACGCUAGGUUAGUUUCAGUGUAUGUUAGGUAAAGUGAGCUAGGGAGUUAGAGCCAGUGCACCUGAAGGUUAUAUUGGUAAGAUGGGUGUGUGUGUUUUCCUGUAGACUCAUUCUAAUAGUGAUGGAAGACCGAGUCACAAAGUUCCUUUCAUGUGCAGAGGACAGCAUCCAGGACUGAAUACAUUCAUGGCUGCUUCAAAAUGGGGAAGAGAUGAGAAAAAACAUGUCCUGAAGUUUGCUUAUCUAACCAAGCCAUUCUCUUGACAUAGUGACUGACCCUUGCAUAAGCCCUUUGAUUGAGGCCCAGCAGCAGCAUCCUGCUUAAAUACAGACAACCAGAAAUUAACUCUGCUGGCAUCCAGGACAUGGAUUUGAUUGACAUACUUUGGAGGCAAGAUAUAGAUCUCGGGGUAAGUCGAGAAGUAUUUGACUUCAGUCAACGACGGAAGGAGCAUGAGCUGGAAAAACAGAAAAAACUUGAAAAGGAAAGACAAGAACAACUGCAAAAGGAGCAAGAGAAAGCCUUUUUCGCUCAGUUACAACUAGAUGAAGAGACAGGUGAAUUCCUCCCGGUUCAGCCAGCACAACACAUCCCGUCGGAAACCAGUGGAUCUGCCAACUACUCCCAGGUAGCCCACAUUCCCAAACCAGAUGAUUUGUACUUCGACGACUGCAUGCAGCUUUUGACAGAGACAUUCCCAUUUGUAGAUGACAAUGAGGUUUCUUCAGCUACGUUUCAGUCACUUGUUCCUGAUAUUCCCAGCCACAUCGACAGCCCAGUCUUUAUUGCUCCUAAUCAGGCUCAGUCACCUGAAACUGCUGUCCUUCACUUAGCCACUGCUGAUUUAGACGAUAUGCAGCAGGAUAUUGAGCAAGUUUGGGAGGAGCUAUUAUCCAUUCCAGAAUUACAGUGUCUUAAUAUUCAAAGUGACAAACUGGCUGAGACUAGCGUGGUUCCAAGUCCAGAAACCAAACUGGUGGAAAUUAACAACAAUUAUCAUUUCUAUUCAUCAAUCCCCUCACUGGAAAAAGAAGUAGGUAACUGCAGUCCACAUUUUCUCAGUGCUUUUCAGGAUUCCUUCAGCAGCAUCCUCUCCACAGAAGAAUCCAGCCAGUUGACAGUGAACUCAUUAAAUUCAAAUGCCACAGUAAAUACAGAUUUUGGUGAUGAAUUUUAUUCUGCUUUCAUAGCAGAGCCCAGUACCAGCAACAGCAUGCCCUCCUCUGCUACUUUAAGCCAGUCACUCUCUGAACUUCUAAACGGGCCCAUUGAUAUCUCUGAUCUAUCACUUUGUAAAGCCUUCAACCAAAACCACCCUGAAAGUGCAACAGCAGAAUUCAAUGAUUCUGACUCUGGCAUAUCACUGAACACAAGUCCCAGCAUGGCAUCACCUGAACACUCAGUGGAAUCUACCAUCUGUGGAGACACACUGCUUGGCUUCAGUGAUUCUGAAAUGGAAGAAAUAGAUAGUUCUCCUGGAAGUGUCAAACAGAAGGGUCCUAAAACACAGCCAGUAAGGCCUUCUGGGGAUACAGUCCAACCCUUGUCAUCAUCUCGGAGGAACAGUGCUCCAGUGUGUGAUGCCCAGUGUGAAAAUACACCAAAGAAAGAAGUGCCUGUAAGUCCUGGUCAUCGAAAAACCCCAUUCACAAAAGACAAACAUUCAAGCCGCUUGGAGGCUCAUCUCACAAGAGAUGAGCUACGGGCAAAAGCUCUCCAUAUCCCAUUCCCUGUAGAAAAAAUCAUUAACCUCCCAGUUGAUGACUUCAAUGAAAUGAUGUCCAAGGAGCAAUUCAACGAGGCUCAACUUGCAUUAAUUAGAGACAUACGUAGGAGGGGUAAGAAUAAAGUGGCUGCUCAGAAUUGCAGAAAAAGAAAACUGGAAAAUAUAGUGGAACUGGAGCAAGAUUUAGAUCAUUUAAAAGAUGAAAAAGAAAAAUUGCUCAAAGAAAAAGGAGAAAAUGACAAAAGCCUUCAUCUACUGAAAAAACAACUCAGCACCUUGUAUCUUGAAGUCUUCAGCAUGCUACGUGAUGAAGAUGGAAAGCCGUACUCCCCAAGUGAAUACUCCUUGCAGCAAACGAGAGAUGGCAAUGUAUUCCUUGUUCCCAAAAGUAAGAAGCCAGAUACUAAGAAAAACUAGAUUUGAGCAGAUCUGACCUUUUCUGAGCUAGUGGGUUUUUGUUGUUGUUGUUGUACUGUUAUACUAAAAGCUCCUACUGUGAUGUGAAAUGCAGAAAUACACUUUAUAAGUAAUUCUAUGCAAUAGUCAAAACUAGUGUAGAAAAUAUAAAACUUUAAGAAGCAUUAAAAUAAGUUAUCAGUAUGCUGAAUCAGUAGUUUCACUUUAACUGCAAACUUAAUUUCUUAAAACACCAUUGGGGCUAGUUUCUAUAUACAUGUAAAUACUACAAAAACUCCUUAUUUAUACUGUUCUUAUCUCAUUUGUUACUUUCGUAGAUUUAUAUGAUACAUCUGGCUAAAAGCAAAUUGUUGCAAAACUAACCACUAUGUACUUUUUUAAAUAAAUACUGUAUGAACAAAAAAAUGGCAUUUUUUAUAUUAAAUUGUUUAGCUCUAGCAAAAGACAAUUUAUGAAAAGCUGGUACUAAUAAAGGAAUAUUAUGACCGUUAAA
This is a messenger RNA of Delphinapterus leucas (beluga whale), 4357 nucleotides long. The record is from RefSeq and is a predicted model, not a curated record. NCBI's taxonomy places the organism in Eukaryota, Metazoa, Chordata, Mammalia, Artiodactyla, Monodontidae.